Temnothorax curvispinosus is the source of this 948-nucleotide messenger RNA. RefSeq lists its product as uncharacterized. The coding region runs from base 1 to 948 and encodes 315 amino acids. Gene Ontology annotation, biological process: DNA integration. The record is from RefSeq and is a predicted model, not a curated record. The transcript has a single exon. Lineage: Eukaryota; Metazoa; Arthropoda; Insecta; Hymenoptera; Formicidae. Gene Ontology annotation, molecular function: nucleic acid binding.
AUGGCGGAUCUGCCAGCGGACCGAGUGCGUCAGGCAAAACAGUUCUCGAUCACCGGAGUUGACUAUGCCGGGCCGUUCUCGGUCUACAAUCGUCGUUCGCGCGGGGCGACCCCCUUCAAGGCCUACGUGUGCCUGUUUGUUUGUUUCACCACAAAGGCGGUCCACCUGGAGCUUGCCUUCUCGUUGACCACCGAAUCGUUUCUGUCGGCUCUGAGGCGUUUCAUGGCUAGGCGCGGCCGCUGCUCGCAACUCUAUAGCGACUGCGGGACCAACUUUGUUGGGGCUCAACGAGAGCUCGCCAACUGCUUGCAGGCCGCCUCGGAGAGAGAGAAAAUCCGGUGGACGUUCAAUCCUCCCUCCGCGCCCCAUUUCGGGGGUUUUUGGGAAGCGGGGGUCAAGGCGAUGAAGACCCAUUUCAAACGCGCAAUAGGAUCGCAGAUCCUCACCGUGGAGGAAUUCGGCACCCUUAUCGCGCAAAUCGAGGCUAUCCUAAACUCCAGGCCCUUGUGUCCUACGAGCUCCGAUCCCAACGACCUCGAGGUGCUCUCGCCAGGGCACUUUCUCACCCUGGAACCGCUCGUCGCGGUUCCGUGUCCGGACCUGGAGCCAGUGCCGAUGGGCAGGCUCAAUCGAUGGCAAUUGGUGCAACAUAUGCACCAACAUUUUUGGAGACGGUGGCAUGAAGAGUAUUUGCACAACCUCCAGCAGCGAUCGAGGUGGCUAAAGUCAGCACCCGCGAUACCGAAGGACACGUUGGUCCUCUUGAAGAGCGAGAAUACCCCUCCAUUGCAAUGGAAGCGGGGACGAAUCGUGGAGUUGUGCCCGGGCCGUGACGGGGUUCCCCGGGUCGCCACGGUGAAGACGGCGGACGGCGUCCUCACUCGCCCUCUGGUGAAGCUGUGCCCCUUCCCGUUGGGCGAUUCACCGGAGGGAUGCAUCGAGGCGUAG